This is a messenger RNA of Poecilia reticulata (guppy), 7217 nucleotides long. RefSeq names its product protocadherin-10-like. Gene Ontology annotation, cellular component: plasma membrane. Gene Ontology annotation, molecular function: calcium ion binding. The record is from RefSeq and is a predicted model, not a curated record. Lineage: Eukaryota; Metazoa; Chordata; Actinopteri; Cyprinodontiformes; Poeciliidae. Gene Ontology annotation, biological process: homophilic cell-cell adhesion.
CCCUGCGUUGGCUGUCAGCGCGCACACCGCUCCUCCAGCGGCUCCACACCUCAGAUGGCCUGCUGCAGCGGCUGCUACAACUCGCGGAGGCUAGAAAUGUCACCGGUGAUCCUUUGCACGAAGACAACACGGUCGUAAGAACAGAUUUGUGACAUUUAUCUCUUGUGUUAACGCUAACAAUGGCGCUUAAUCGUGCAACUACACGGACUCGUUCGUUCGUGGCCGCUCUCACGGUUUUUGUCGCGCUGUGGGGAUCUGCGCUCUCCAUCACCCGCUACUCCAUACCGGAGGAGAUGGAAGAGGGUUCCUUUGUUGCCAACCUGGCCUCAGACCUGGGUCUGGACGUACGCAGCUUGCUGGAGCGCAAUGCGAAGCUCGAUGUCAUUCACAGCAAAAAUUACCUCGACAUUAACAAAGACACGGGGGAGCUGGUCAUCCGCGAGAAGAUGGACCGGGAGAGCAUAUGCAUGACUAAAACAACCUCAUGYUUCCUGAAAAUGGAUGUCAUACUCUCCAACCCCGUUCGCAUUUUCAACAUCGAGCUGGAGAUCUUGGACAUCAACGACAACGCGCCCGUUUUUCGUCGGAAGACAAUGCACUUGGACGUUUCUGAGGCAACCCCUCCCGGUGAGAGAUUCUCCCUGACCAACGCCGUGGAUGCGGAUGUGGGGGCGAAUUCGGUCAAGACCUACUACCUGAGCGAAAGCAAAUACUUCAGCAUUGACAUCCAGACGGGCAGCGACGGCUCCAAAUACGUAGAUCUAGUGCUCGACGGCAAACUGGACAGAGAGGAGCAUGCGAUUCACAAUUUGAUUUUAACUGCGGUGGAUGGAGGUGUGCCUCCCCGCUCUGGUACGGCCAGCAUAAUUAUUAACGUGCUGGACAUCAAUGAUAACGCCCCCACGUUCAGUCAGCCCGUUUUUGCUGUCAACGUUUCGGAGAACUCUCCAGCGGGGACGGUGGUGAUGACAUUAAACGCGACUGAUUUAGACGAAGGCACAAACGCGAAAUUGAUAUACUCGUAUACCCUGUACACUUCGGAGAAGACGCAGGAGCUCUUCUCCCUAGAUCCACAGUCAGGCGAGAUCAAAGUGAAGGGGGUGAUCGAUUAUGAAGAGAGUCAGAGUUUUGAGAUGUACAUUCAGGCUCAGGACAGAGGGGCAAACCCGCUGUCAGGACACUGCAAAGUGAUGGUUUACAUCACAGACCUAAAUGAUAACUACCCAGAGGUGACCAUCAAGUCCCUGAAGAGGUCGGUGGCCGAAGAUGUCUCGGUGGGGACACUGAUUGCUGUGGUGAGCGUCAGUGAUAGAGAUUCUGGAGACAAUGGCGCCGUAGACCUCCACCUGAACCAGAAGGAAGCCUUACCCUUUCGUCUGAACAAGUCCUCAGAAGGUUACUUCGAAUUGCUGGUGUCGAAACCGCUGGACCGAGAAGUCAAAGGCAAAUACGACAUCAAACUAAUAGUGACAGACAGAGGCUUCCCAGCCCUGUCUGAGAAUGAAACCAUCACCUUGGAGAUCCUGGAUGUCAACGACAACGCACCCAUGUUCUCUCAGUCCUUCUACACAAUCCAUGUUAUGGAGAACAAUCCACCUGGAGCGUUAUUGACAUCCCUAAGUGCACAUGACCCAGAUUUGAAUGAAAACCAGUACUUGGUUUAUUUCAUAAUGGAAAAAGAGAUAGUUAACAUGUCUGUAUCCAUGCUUUUCUCCAUCAAUCCUGAGAACGGGGACCUCUAUGGCCUUAAGACCUUUGACUAUGAGAGAGAGAAGGAGUUCCUGUUCCACAUUGAGGCCAGGGACUCUGGUGUCCCCMCUCUGAGCAGCAAUGUGACGGUUCACAUUGUCAUCCUGGACCAAAAUGACAACACUCCCCUCAUUGUAUCACCAUGGCGAGCGCACGGCUCAGUUGUUGAGGAGGUCAUACCAAGGUCCACAGAGAAAGGUCAUUUGGUGGCCAAAGUGGUUGCCGUUGAUGCGGACUCUGAGCAGAAUGCCAGAGUCACCUACCAGCUACUGCAGAUCAGUGACUCAACUCUCUUCAGCCUGGAUCAGUACAACGGAGAGAUCCGAACGACAAGGAUGUUCAGCUACAGAGACCCAAGGCAGCAGAGGCUGGUAGUUGUUGCAAAAGACAAUGGACAACCUGCUUUGUCUGCCACUGUUACCAUCAAGAUAUCAACGGUGGAGCACGCCAUGACCUUCUUAGAGACAACAGAGCUACCAUUAGAGAACGAAGUCUUCACCAACCUAAACCUGUACCUUGUAAUUGGUUUAGGAGCUGUGUCCUUUCUGUUGUUGAUAACCAUCUUGGUUAUCAUCGUUCUCAAAUGUCAAAAGCCAAAGCCAAAGGCCAUCAAGAUGCCCCCAGCCAACAGAAAUAGCCUGAUUAGCCAGAGAAGCUCCACCAUCGCAGAUUCCACCCUGAUCUCCAGUGAUGCCUACUGGUAUAGCUUGUUCCUCGCAGAAACCAGGAAGGGCAAGGUGGUGGUGAGACAACCAAUCAUUCCCAAAGGAGCAGGAUAUUUUGUAUCCAGCAUACCCAGGAGCAUAGGCCCAAGUGAAACCACAGACUCCAGAGCAUCCACACUGGAGUACUCAAAAUGAAAGGAAGUCCAUUCUACAACUGGAGCAGCAGCAGCCCAGAAGAGAGCUGCGGUGAUGUAAUCGUCUCUUCCUGGGAGUCUCUGGCUGAAACCUUCCAGGGGCUUGCAAAGAAGAUAAACAGUUUUCUAUCGUCAGUCCCUCUGCUCCAGCUCCUGAUUUCCCCUGUUUCCUUUAAUCCCACACACCAACAAUCAAUCAGUAUUCACCACAUCCUUCUACCAGUGUGUUUUGUUUUUUGGGUUUUUUUUGUGCUCUUAGGUAGGAAUACUUUCUCUUAACUAGCAUUUGGACAAACCACAAACGAGCUGGAGUGCAUUGACUCCAGAACAUCACUAAAGACUCCCAGUGGAUGCAUUUGCCUUUUUUGUCCAGGUUUUACCAUGGGUUGUAGGUUUAGAAGCCAUCAGUUGUCUAAAAUAUACCUAAGUUGCCAUAAAGUUGUUGUUGUUGUUUUUUUAAUGCUGGAGUUUGAAACAACACGCCUAAUCAUAAAUAUACACACGUAUCAGGGUGAAUAAGCUUCUUCCAUCUGAUGAAUCCAUUAUUGUAGCUGGUUAUAACAUUCAGGCCUGAAACUAGGUGUUUUGGGGGGUUUUUUGUCCUAUUUUGUWAGGAGAAUCUUUCUGUUUGAUAAGACUCAAACUUUUACCUAGUAAUAAUCAGUGAUUCAGUUUUAGGUCUUCUUUUUUUUUAUAUAUAUAUACAAUGUCGUGGUUAACAAGUUUUGAAUGUCUAUAGAAGAAAAUGUCAAAAAAGAAUGAAAGAAAACAGGUAAACRUCAAUGAAAAACAAAAAAACCCAAAAGCUUUCCCUUCUUAUUAUUUGAUUGUAGUUCAAAUAUGAGUCGUUGUGAGGGUGGACAAGAUAAAACGCUCCCAACAAUAGAUGUGCAAUCGGUGCAAGACAUGCGUUUCUGGAGAGUAGUUUACAUCCACUCAUCACCAUACCUGAUGUUAAUUAUGGAGUUUUAUUGAUUUAUUUGAACAGUUUGUUUUUAUUGAUUUAUUUUUAUCUGGUCAGGGGAGAUCAUCACUGAGAGAUGAUUUGACAAAAAGCUUGACUUUGUUGUGGRUGGUUUCUUAUAAUUUGACUCAAAUAUGCUCAUACACAGCCCAACAACAUGUCCCUGUGUUGUUGGCCUUGAAAAGCUUACACUUACUCCCAACAUUCUCAUUUUUCUUAAUAUUACAAUAAAUUAGUCUCCUACCAAAGAUUGUAAAAAAUUUCAGUCGAGCCUGAAGGUGGUAAUUUCGGAGUAUAAUGGAGCUSUCAGAACAGUUUUGGUGGUUCUUUGGUUCUUGACGAUUGCAGUUAACGUCUUUUUAAUCUUAGAGUUUCAGUUUGUUUAAUGGGGUUAAAAUUUGGAAGCAGGUUAGAGUUCAGGUGGGUAAAUCAACCCCAAAAACACAAGGUAACUACAUUGGUAAGUCUUUUUUUAAGCUUCCCGAUUGACCUUUUGAAACCCCGAAAUGAAACCGAUUGAAAAUUUGUAGACAAAACUAAAAAAAAAACUUGGUUUGUGCCAGAAUAUUAGUGUUGAGUUAUUUAUAAUUUUUUGUUAUAAUUUUUUGUUAUAAUUUUUUCAGUGGCAGAGCCUUUCAUAGGCAUGGCCAGACUGAGACCGUAUCACUGAGAGSUGGCCAACAGCAGAUCUGUGCGGGAGCCAUUUUGGAGCACAUCAUGCGUAUUUUCCAAAUAAUUCCUGAAAAGCAGAAAAUAUUUUCUUGAAACAAAUAAAUAUACCUUAUUUUUAUAAAAACAUGCUGUCCAACCAUCUACUGCUGCCGCCGACUGUUUUGGAGGGGAACUGCUUUUUUCAGAGGCGUGCUCUGCUGGUGAGUUCCCUCCCCGUGGGAACGACCACCAUCGGCUCCGCCCCUGCUGCGCGGAUUAGCAGAAGUCCAAAAUAAAAUUUCUGCUCCUAAUUAAUGUACUAAUUUUAUUUUAUUCCUUUUAUUUAUCCAACUUAAAAUAAAACUGUUCAAAUGCAUCACUAUAAACCAAAAAUGUACGUUAGUCAAGUUUGUGAUGAUUGCAUGUAAACGUUUAACAGUAACUGCACAUUGCAAUGCAAUGCAAACUCUCAACUUUCUAAGCAAAAUCAAAAAGUGUUGUACAUUUAUGAACAAUCAGUUCAUCUCUUCCUGUUGAGGUGAGAGGAAGCUUGACGGUGACAAUUACAWCGUUUUGCCAGAGGGAAGAGCUUCAUAAAUGCGUCAUUCGCAAACAGUAAAGCGAUUCGACUGAAAAUCAAAUGUUUCUUUUAGAAGCAAUUUCCUCAAAAAAAAAAAAAAAACUGUUAAAGAAAUGAUUUUAGGAAAUACACAACUGGUAGAAGAAAAAAAAAAGAAAGAUGAUAUAUGAGGUCAUAAUCUAAAGUAAAAUAUAAAUAAUCAUAAAUAUGUUUAAUAGCCAGAGUAAAACUAUAAAAAAAGAAGAAGAAGAAGUAAUAAUCUUGACCAGUGUAUGAUCGGAGGUAGCGGCAAGAUGUUCUUUGAUAAAUAUUAAUGUUUUUUAUAUAUAUUUUAUGUAGUAACUUUUAUUGCUGCUUUUGUGAGCUUCUUAAAGGACAUUUUGUUGCAUAUUUAUAGUGUAGUGCCGUCGUUUUAGUUGUGUACAUGCAUAAAAAAACGGAGUAAGAAAACAUUUUAUGACCUCAAAGGCAGUGCUGCCGCACCGCCUUCAAGUCCAGGACUUCAAUUUCUCUGUAACAGGAAGCUUAUUAAGAGYGCUAAUUAGGCUGCUGAAUGAUCAAAUGUAAUCGGCGUUGAGUUUAGGGAGGCUGGAUUAGGGGAGGAAAGAGAACAUUGUGUUAAUUACAGCGACAGUAUUCCUGUAGUGACUCUGCUGACAGUGCAUAAAAUGUAUUAAGCGGAUGACAGCGGUUUGAAUUUGGGAUAUGCACGGAAUCUAAAUGUGAUCCCAUGCAGCACUCCUGCGGAAAUGCAGCRAAGGGGGAAUAUUUCUGGAUGUAUCCGGCUUCACGCUCUGAGUCAGUGAAAUGUUACCCCCCCCACCCCCCUGGCCUCUUAUUUUCUUCUUUUUCGUGCUGCUCACCUUUGAAAGCAUCUAGCUGGCUGCUUGUCAGCCUGAACAUGUCGCAUAAUGAGGGUCAAGUGCAUGUUAGAUGUGCAAUCAGUGGCAGAACUGAUUGAUUCCAACAGUGUUAAUGCAGUUAUCGGGUUGCACAUAUGAUGAGCUCCUCGCGUGCCUUCUGCCUUGUACAAGAUGACUGUUGACAAAUGUAACAAUAGCAUUUCGUGCACACUAAAAACUGCUGGGUUUUUUUUUUUUUUUUUUUUUUUUUUUUUAAACUGGAGCUCCGUAAAUUAUGGGCUUGAUUUAACACAUUAACACCAUAACUCAAUAGGUUUGAGUUAUGGGUUUGACUUCACAUACUGGGUUUUUACCCAGUGUUUUUGUUAAUACUACCAAUGAUUUUUCCUGAUGGCAUAAACACAACAAACUAGAAAAUAAAAUAAAAUAAAAUCUAUAAACGUAUUUCAAAGUUAAAACAGAAUCUCAUGAAAAUUUAAAGCAGAUUCUAUGAAUAUGGCAAAUUAUUUUGGUCAAAGCAUCAAAUUUCAACACAGCUAGAAGUAUCAUUCACCAAACAAUAACUAUAGAUUCAGUGAGGUAACACAGCAUCAACCCAGUAUUUUGGUCACAACUCCAAAACAUGGCAAAAUKAAUUUAAACAAAACAAUUAUUGUUAUUUGAACACAUUGCAAAAAAAAAAAAAAAAAAAAAAAAAGCAAACAUAAAAACUUUAUGGCCAGUUCCUUGAUUAAAAUGUGAAGGUUGAACACAGUUAGCACUAGCCAGUGAGCAAAACAUUUUUUUUAUUGUGAACUGCUCAUUAAUACAACACAUUGCCAUUGUUAUACAUUCUAUUUUUAUAGUCUUAAAUUGUCCAGUUAAUUUCUGUGGAGGAGAUUCRGUGAAUUCUGAUUCAUUAUUCGAAAUGUUCGACCGUGAAAACAUGACGAGUCUCUUCCUGACGUCUACUGAAACCCGAUUUUUAACCUGACGUCGAUAUGACCCGACUUCUGUUCCAGCAGAAUAAACCCAUAAAAGAGGAAAAAUAACCCAGCAGUUUUUUUGUUUGUUUUUUUUUUCUUUUAUGUGUAAUCGAUUCGUUUUUCCCAGGUUACAGUAUCUUGAGCUGCUUGUUGGAUAGGCACCUUUAGACUCAGAACAGGGGUUCUGUUACGAACCAAUAGACGCAUUAAUUGUAAAUUAAACUGCUUUAUACUUUGUGUUUUUAUACAACAUACCUUUUUGAUAUCUUCUGUAUUCACUGUGAUUGAAUGGCACAGGGGAUGCUUGUGCUCAGUGUAGUAGGCUGUAAGUGAGUUAAUUGUCUCUUUCUUUGUUUUCUGUUUUGCUUUUCCUAGCAGCUACUUUGCCGUUCAUACUGUACAGAAAGCUUCAAGAGUUGUACCAAACGCUCUCCGGUUUCAUCCCGCUUCGCCAAUCAGAGACAGUAUGAGUGAGAAUGGGCUUUCUUUACUUUCAUGUCUUGUUAAUUGACCGGUUUUGAUGUCGCUUAUUGGGUUUUAAUGUAACGCCUGAUUAUGCUAGUUUGAAUAAAGAUUUUUAAUCCAU